Molecule: messenger RNA, 990 nt
Organism: Staurois parvus
Lineage: Eukaryota; Metazoa; Chordata; Amphibia; Anura; Ranidae
Source: the annotation of a GenBank genome assembly
GAAGAAAACUUUAUCUGCUCCGAAUGUGGGUGCUAUUUUUCCAGUAAGAGGAAACUAGACAUCCAUCACCAGCUUCAUACUCAGAAAAAGAUUUAUUCUUGCACAGAGUGUGAUAAAAUCUUCCGAACAAAACACCAGUUUGAGAUUCACCAGAGCAGUCACACAGGAGUCAAACUUUUCAGCUGCUCUCAGUGCCACAAAUGGUUUUCCACCAAGGGUACCCUAGCUGUUCACCAGCAACGCUACUGCCUAGAGAGCCAGGCCACCUGUACCGAAUGUGGAAAGCAGUUCCUCUACAAAGGAAAUCUUAAAGCUCAUUAUCGAGUUCACACUGGAGAGAAACCAUUUGUCUGUCUAGAAUGUGGAAAAACGUUUGCAUACAAGUCCCACCUUGUUUCCCACCAGCGUUAUCACACAGGAGAGGUGCUAACAUGCCGUUUUUGCGAGAUGUUUUUUGUGGACAGGGCACGUCUUGUAGAACAUGAGCGUGUUCAUACUGGAGAAAAGCCGUUUACAUGUUCGGAGUGCGGGAAGGGUUUCGGCAGAAAAUAUCACCUCGUAAUGCAUCAACGGUUGCACACAGAGGUUCGGCCCUUCGGGUGUGCUGCUUGCGGGAUGUUUUUUAGAAGUAAAACUAACCUCAAGCUUCAUCUGCGAGUUUAUGCUGGGGAACAGCCAUUCACUUGUUCUGAGUGUGACAAGAGUUUUUCCAGUAGCAGCAAUCUUCGAAAUCAUUACAGAAUUUGUACUGGGGAAAAACCAUAUUCCUGCUCCGAGUGUGAAAAGACUUUUAUAUAUCAGUCCCACCUUCGUGCCCAUCAGAGGCUCCACAUAGUUGAGAAGCCAUAUUCUUGUGGUGAAUGUGGUCAGCGGUUCCUUCAGAAGUCCCACCUAAGUAAUCACAUCCUAGUCCAUACAGGCAAGGCUCCCUUUAAAUGCAAAGAGUGCGGCAAAGCUUUCAGUUUCCUAUCGAGUCUGUUUAAGCACUAG